Eimeria necatrix is the source of this 333-nucleotide messenger RNA. RefSeq lists its product as hypothetical. Bases 1 to 333 code for a protein of 110 amino acids. The transcript has a single exon. Lineage: Eukaryota; Apicomplexa; Conoidasida; Eucoccidiorida; Eimeriidae. The record is from RefSeq and is a predicted model, not a curated record.
AUGCAAGCAGCAGCAGCUGCAGCAGCACGGGAGCAGCAGCAGCAGCAGCUGCUGCUGCUGCUGCUGUGCUCCUCGUUAUCUCGCAGCUUUGCUGCGGGCACAUUGUGCGCUAUUCACGCUGGGGUGUACGUACGCCUCAGGCUGCCGCUGCCCCGGCACGCAGCAGCAGCAGCAGCAGCAGCAGCAGCAGUGCCAAGAGGAACUACAACAGCAGCAGAAACAGCUGCAGCAGAAGCAACUGAACAGCAGCAGGAGCAGCAAGAGAAGCAGCAACUGCAGCAGCAGCAGCAGCAGCAACAAAGCAAGACCACCCUCCAUAUGCGUCUGCUCUAG